UGGCCUGGGAGACGGUGGCUCGCGCCGGACGGCUCGGCAGUGCUGGGGCGCUGAGGAAGACGAAGGGACGGCUCGGACCGACGGACAGCCCGGCAGGUGCUUGCUGAAGACUUGCCCAGAUCACUGCGACCUAGAAGUGGUUGAUACGUACAGGUGCAGGCCUUCAAGGAGGACGCAGAAUGGAGCAGCAGCUGAACCCCCCGACAAAGACGCACGAACGGCAAGGCCGGAGUAGAAGAGCCCUCAGUGGGGGUAAGCCAAACCCGGCCAAGCCAGGGCCGGCCCAGCAGGAACCUCUCAACACGGGGAGGGCCUCUAGUGAAGGUGGGGACCACGAGCCUAGCCGUCGGGCAGGUGAAGAGGACUCCUUCCCUGACUGUUAUCUGGAGUGCAUAAUAAGAGGCGAGUUUCCUGAACCCACCCCAGCAGAGGACGUGUUUCUUAAGUCCUUCUACCACCUACGAGAAGGAUCUGAGCAAGAGCCUUCUCAACAGGUUCCUACAGGGAGCUCGCUUCUUGAAUGUUCUCUGCAGUACACAAAGAAAGGGGAGAAGCAAGAAUGUCCUCAACAGAAUGUUGGAGAGAAGCUGCUUGUUGCGUGUUCUGAGCACGUGACAAGCAAGAAGCCGCCUCCUCGGGCAACACCCAACCCUAACUUAGUAGAUCCUACACAGCUUGCAGAAUUUGCUAGAAAUCAGCCAAGAGAAAAGGAAGAAUAUGGUGCUCCAGAAAAAAUUGUUUGUCCUCGGAGUGGAUGCACGAAACAGUUGAGAAAUAGAGAUUCCCUGAGAAAGCAUCUCGUCCUCGUUCAUGGUCCCCGAAACCACAUGUGUGCAGAAUGUGGGAAAGCAUUUACCGAGAGCGCAAAACUAAAAAGGCAUUUUAUGGUUCAUACUGGAGAGAGGCCUUUUCUGUGCACUUUCAAAGGGUGCGGAAAACGCUUUUCCCUGGCCUUCAAUUUGCGUACACACGUCCGCAUCCACACUGGGGAGAAGUCUUUUGUAUGUCCCUUUGAAGGCUGUCGUAAGAGCUUUGUUCAGUCAAACAACCUGAAAGCUCACAUCUUAACUCAUGCAAAACCAGCAAGUCAAGGCAGAGAAGAUGGAAAAUAAUCUUCAAACAGGAUAAGCAUUUUAACAAGCGAUAGGGGGCAAAUUUGCCUCAUUGAUUAUUGUUUCCAGGAAAGAAUUUUCGAAUCGUUGCAACCCUAUAAGGCAUAUUUUUUUUUUAAGUGUUCUUUAAUUGAUUUCAAAGAGAGGAAGGGGGAGAGAGAAAC
This is a messenger RNA of Miniopterus natalensis, 1276 nucleotides long. It is a transcript of the gene ZFP42, whose product is annotated as ZFP42 zinc finger protein. Gene Ontology annotation, cellular component: transcription regulator complex; chromatin; PcG protein complex. The record is from RefSeq and is a predicted model, not a curated record. Gene Ontology annotation, biological process: regulation of transcription by RNA polymerase II. Gene Ontology annotation, molecular function: RNA polymerase II cis-regulatory region sequence-specific DNA binding; DNA-binding transcription factor activity, RNA polymerase II-specific. NCBI's taxonomy places the organism in Eukaryota, Metazoa, Chordata, Mammalia, Chiroptera, Miniopteridae.